Molecule: messenger RNA, 1454 nt
Organism: Quercus robur (English oak)
Lineage: Eukaryota; Viridiplantae; Streptophyta; Magnoliopsida; Fagales; Fagaceae
Product: F-box protein At3g07870-like
Exons: 2
Coding region: 107-724 (205 amino acids)
Source: RefSeq, a predicted model, not a curated record
CGAUCCUUACUUAGAACGGUUGGGUUGUUGUGGACUUAGAUUCGGAUUUGUAUAUGAUUCGGCGAACAAUGACUACAAGGUUUUGAAAAUUUCGAGUUAUCUUCCAAUGGGAUUGCCACUGUCUGACGAGAUUGAGGUGUACACAUUAAGUUCGGAUUCAUGGAGAAGGGUUGGGAUGUCAUUGAGAGCCAAUGUUAAGGUAUUUGAUGAUACUUUUCAAAUCCCAUUGGUUAGUGGAGCUUUGCACUGGAUCUCAAUUGUCUUAGAAGGAGAAGAGGAGCACAAGGGUGAAGUGAUUAUGUCAUUUGAUGUCAAUAGUGAGAAAUUUAGAAUGUUUGUAAUGCCUGAUGGUUCCUUGUCAAUAAGGAGAUCUCAGAGAAGGCUUGCAUUAUUCAAGGGGAAAUUGGCUUUCAUUACAUUUGGGAUAAGUGACCAACAUGGCUACCACUACUCCAUGUGGGUGAUGAGGGAGUAUGGCGUGCUUGAGUCUUGGAAUCAACUUUUUGUUGUACCACUUGCGAGAAUAUCUGCUUGCAUUGGCUUCACCAUGUAUGGUUCACUUUUGAUUCACUACGUUGAGUCCAACAAUCAAGCAGAGAAGUUUGUUUUAGUUGACACUAAAACUCUACAUGAGAAGGAUUUGGAUAUCCAACAACCUUCACGUGUAGCUACUUUCAUGGAGAGCCUUGCUUUACUUGAUGGAGCAAACAUGGUGGCUUACUAAGCAAAUGGUGGCAUGCAAAUUAGAAGGAAGUUCUUAGUGAUCCAUAUAAACGAAGAAGAAACAAGCAGAAACAGCAAUUACACAGCAUCUAUUCGGAUUUCAUCAAACGCACAAGGAGGAAUUUCUUCAAUCCAGGCUAACUCUGUGUCAACAUGAAUAGCAUUGCGGGCCAAAGUGUGAGCAACCUGGUUUGCCUCCCUCUUUGUGGGAUGAAAUUUGCAGCUUUUCAUGGUCUUUGACAAAAGCUUCGCAUCCUCUAUGAUGUUUCCAAUAUGAAAAGUAGGUUCGGCAGUAUCUUGGAUAGCUUUAACCACCGAGAGAGAGUCACUCUCAAUUAUAACACAAUUAAAGCUAGCUUCAAUUACAAACCUGAUAGCCCGCUGGAUAGCCAAUGCCUUAAUGACCUCUGCAUCUUGAACACCAUCCACUUUCUCUGUUAAAGCUGCCAGCACCCAUUCUUGACUGUCAUGCACCACCACACCAAUGCCUGCUUUAUUAGUUUCUUUGAAGAUGGCUCCAUCAACAUUAGCUUUGAACCAACCUAACAAACUGUUAUUGGCUUACAGGGUAGGUUUCCAAUUUUCUACCAUUUUUUCCCCAAUCUUCUCCUACAAAUAUGUAAUAUAGCAAAUCAUUUAACAAAUUCAAUAAUGAAUCUUUUACUUCAUCAAUAGUUGCAGUGGCCGCUAUAUUGAUAUGAUAGUUGCAAAGACUCCCCUAUAUGAAUAUG